Molecule: messenger RNA, 610 nt
Organism: Camelina sativa (false flax)
Lineage: Eukaryota; Viridiplantae; Streptophyta; Magnoliopsida; Brassicales; Brassicaceae
Source: RefSeq, a predicted model, not a curated record
AUGAGAUUAUCUGAUAGUGAAGAAGAAGAAGAAGAUGAGUGUGAAGUAGUUAAAGCUGCUAAAGUAUACCGUGACCUACUCAAAGCAGUGGUGAAACAUAUUGGUAAAGAAGACCACAAGUCUCAUUUCAUAGACUUUGUUAAGCAAGAGUUUAGGAACAAUGCUGCAAACUCGGAGAAGAUGAACCUCGCCCGCAACUACGCUUAUCUUCUCAAUAGCAUUCAUUCUCACAAGGAAUUGCUGUUCUCAUACAACAUUGCGGUUGAUAGAACUGAAGAAAUGAAACGUGUGCUUAAUAAAUCUGCAGCGAGUGUAGGUCUUCGUCUUCCCGAGGUUUACGAGUCUUGAUGAUAUGCAAUGCUUACGCGUUCGUUCCUCUCUUUGUCUUUCUUGGAGAUGAGCUGUUCUGGCUGGUUUCUUCACUUCUUUGGACAGAUCUUGGGUUAAUUUUUUUGAAUAAAUGUGAUACUAGAUGUUUGCCAGAGAGCUCUUUCCUUUAAGCCUCUUGAGUAUUGACAAACCCGAGAUGUGCGGGUUACAAUUUUUGUUGUGUUGUACCUCAUUCGUAUUGGCUGCUGAGCAAUAUGUGUACCAAGAACAUAUUUUUGUU